Messenger RNA from Cyprinodon variegatus (sheepshead minnow), 2824 nucleotides. It is a transcript of the gene dnai4, whose product is annotated as WD repeat domain 78. Gene Ontology annotation, biological process: cilium movement. Lineage: Eukaryota; Metazoa; Chordata; Actinopteri; Cyprinodontiformes; Cyprinodontidae. The coding region runs from base 1 to 2277 and encodes 758 amino acids. The record is from RefSeq and is a predicted model, not a curated record. The transcript has 17 exons. Gene Ontology annotation, cellular component: axonemal dynein complex. Gene Ontology annotation, molecular function: dynein heavy chain binding; dynein light chain binding.
AUGUCUACCUCGGAAGCAAAGGAGGAGAAAAAGAAGAGAUGCACAGUAAUGCUACGGCCCAGUUUGCUCCGGUCGUUCAGCAGACCAACUUCCAUUCAGGUCAACAAGACGGCGGAUCCAACACCGGGACAAGCUGAUUGGGUGUUUGAUGAGGAAAACAGUGAGGUGAUGGCCCAGUCUCGACACCAGGCUGAUAAUGGAACAGAGCAGACCAACAAGUUCAUGUUGGAUGAACUGUUUGCAGGAUCAGCAUCAGACCAGACCACAUUCACUGAGAGCUCCACUCUGCCUAUUUCAAGGUCACCAUUGGCUAGCAGUGGAACAUCCAGCCAGCCAAAGAAAGAGUUUGUGAACGAGGAAAUAGAGGAGACGUUUUCCAAAUAUGACCUACCCAUCAGUUUUCAAGAGGAAAAGCUGAAAAAAGACUUGGUGAAAGAACCAGUGACUCAAGCUAUGCUAAAAGAGAUUUUGAUCACUGAUACAGACUGUGUUUCUCUGCUGGACAUACCCCCCAACGUUGUCUCUGUGAAUUCUGAUGGUGCAGAUAUCAUAACAGAGAGAAAUAAACAGUAUGCUGAAGCUUGCGGGAAGAGAUUUAAAAUUGACAACUAUGUGGAUCGGGCUAUGCAGACGCUGAAAAGGGCUGCUAAAAACAAAUGUACGCAGAUGGACCUCAUGCUGAAGACCGAUGCAGCUGUAGACAUGCAUGAAUAUCCAGAGCAGGAAGUGAUGAUUGGAAGCCUGGAGGAAAAACAGACCAGCUAUUCUGAGGCUGGUGAGGAAUUUAGCAGAAGUGCUGAGAGGAGUAUGUCCUUGAACACUUCAGCUAGAACAGACGUGGAAGCUGUUGGAACCAGUUCAAACACCAAGUUGGACUGGGAGCUCAUCAAGACAUCAGAGAAGUUCCAUUACCUUUUGGUUAUAACGGAGAGAAUCAUUUUAAGGAGCAUCUUCCAUUGUCCUCUGGCUGCAUACAGAGGAUUGCCUUUACUGGGAGAUCCCGACAGACCAGUAAAACCUGAGGAAAUGGACCAGAGUAAACGUUGUACAGAGAUCUCCUGCUCUCCAGCUCUGGAAUGUCUUUGGGUCUUCAGUUGUGAGCUCACAAGAGGGCGCACUGUCAGUUGCAUGGCCUGGGACAAAAAUAAUCCGGACCUUCUUGCUGUAGGUUACAGUGAGACCGACUCCAUGAACGAGAAACCAGGUCUGGUGUGCUGCUGGUGCAUUAUAAACCCCACGUGGCCUGAGCGUAUAAUUUACUGCGAUGGUGCCAUUACUACUUUGGAUUUCUCAGCCAACCACCCUGGUCGGCUGGCUGUGGGGAUGAGUGACGGCGUCAUUGCCAUCUAUAACCUGCAGACUGCGGAUAUCAAGGCACCAACCUUCAGCAGCCGGGAAAGUCUCAAAAGACACCAUGGGCCAGUCAGGCUACUCAGGUGGAACCUGCAAGAACAGAGCUUCACUGAAAAGGAGAGGGUUGAGGAUCUAUUCUCUCUGGGUGAAGACGGCAGGACCUGCAAGUGGUUUGUCGUUAAUGGUUGCCUGGAAUGCACAGACAUGAUGGAGCUCGACAGGAUUAACACCCCGGACAUGGAUAAACAGAACCAACCAGAGACAGAAGAAGGAUAUCUGCAGCCUAUGUUCAUCUCUGGUCUCUACUUUGACUUUCAUCCAACUGACGCCAACAUCUACUUGACUUGUACCUGGGAGGGAAACAUCCAAAAGCGUUCCUGCUCCCGAAGUUAUGACCUUCUGGAAACUUACAGCAAACAUUCUGGUCCUGCGAACUGCGUGACAUGGUGUCCUUUCCACCCAGAUGUGUUCCUAAGCUGCUCUUCAGACUCCACCAUUAGACUCUGGAAGCAGGACUGCAAGAGUCCCAUGUUAAGCUUCACCUCCAACCACAGGGCAGUUCAUGAAGUCAGGUGGUCUCCGAGGCAGGCUGCGGUAUUUGGUGCUGUUAACGACAGCCAGCUUGAGAUCUGGGACCUUAACACCAACUUUUUGAACCCAGUUAUUGUGCAGCGUGCUGCCCCUGGACUGAAGAUGACGUCUCUCCUGUUUGCAUCACGCUCAGACUGCGUCAUGGUGGGAGACAGCUGUGGCCAGGUCACUGUGUAUAAGCUGCAGAACAUCUUUACUGGAGAAAGCAGUCAGGGGGAAGUUCUGGACGCCCUCUGCUCUGCAGCUUCCAAAGAACCUCGAGAACUGAAGGGCCUCAUUUUCCCAAAUUCCAUAGAGACACUCUCACUUUAUAUGUUUAACUUAUAUGUUUAACUUUUAUUCUUUAUUUAAGGAUCAAUCUGCAUCAUCUUUAGUAUCAAACUGUACAUCAGAAAAGAAUAAGACACAAACUUCUAUUGAAAUAAUCCAUUCUGUAAACAGCACCAGCAAAGGUCAAAGUUAAUCUUUGAUCUAAAUCCAAAUUACAGCUCAGAAACUAAAAGGGUAAUUUGCAUAAGAUUAAAGGGUAGUUACAAGAAGCAGAAUAGAAAAACAAAGAAUAUUACAACAAAGUCACUCAUCAAAGAUUGAAAAACAUUUCAAGAUGCUAAAAUUAUUUUGAAAGAGAGACAUGUCCACAGAAAUGUAGAUGAUGAUAUAAUGAGUUGUUUCUAUUCGCUGAUUUGCAGUUUUCUCAUUUACAUAUUGUGUGCAAUGCAAUAUAUACUGUGUGUUUUCAAGUGUUUCAAGUUUGUUUUGAACUUAUCAAAGGCUUAAAAAAUAAAGUGCAUGGGUUUGAUGGGAGACUUCUUUGUAUUUUUUAUGUUCCUUCAGACUUUAUUUUAUUAAAUGUUGAUUAAAACUACUGUAUCAUUUUGGC